CGGAGCUCUGGGUAUCCUACCAGAGCUGAAGAGGAGGCGAGCGGGUGGAGAACGUGGAGGACUCGAGCUGGCACACGGAGUCCACGGCUGUCACUACUCUCCGAGCAUCCCGGAGAUUUCCCAAGUGGACGCGCCUGGCCUUGCGGAAGCUGCAGGUGCAGCCCCAGACCCCCGUCCCUUUCCAAGCGCCUGUGGAGCCUCACAUCCCGGGCGAGCGUUCAUCAUUUAGCACAAAGCACGUUUCCAAAAAGCCGCGCUAGGGAAAGCGCCGGGGCCGUGCUCCCUCGCACAACCCCUCCUUUCCUUUGUUUCGGGGGUCGACAAGCCGCUCGCUUCCCCAAGUCUGAAUUCUUCGCAAGGGGAGGGCCGUGGAGUCCAGGCUGUGAAGAUGCCCCUGGAGCUGACUCAGAGCCGGGUACAGAAGAUCUGGAUCCCGGUGGACCACCGUCCCUCGCUGCCUAGAUCCUGUGGGCCGAAGCUGACCAAGUCCCCGACAGUGAUCGUCAUGGUGGGCCUCCCAGCCCGGGGCAAGACCUACAUCUCCAAGAAGCUGACUCGCUACCUCAACUGGAUUGGCGUCCCCACGAAAGUGUUCAACGUCGGGGAAUACCGCAGGGAGGCUGUGAAGCAGUAUAGCUCCUACAACUUCUUUCGCCCUGACAAUGAGGAGGCCAUGAGAGUCCGAAAGCAGUGUGCCCUUGCUGCCUUGAGAGAUGUCAAAAGUUACCUGACGAAGGAAGGGGGCCAAAUUUCAGUUUUUGAUGCCACCAAUACUACUAGAGAGAGGAGACACAUGAUCCUUCACUUUGCCAAAGAAAAUGAUUUCAAGGUGUUUUUCAUCGAGUCGGUGUGCGACGACCCUACAGUUGUGGCCUCUAACAUUAUGGAAGUGAAAAUCUCCAGCCCAGAUUACAAAGACUGCAACUCAGCAGAGGCGAUGGACGACUUCAUGAAGAGAAUCAGUUGCUACGAAGCCAGCUAUCAGCCCCUCGACCCCGACAGAUGUGAUAGGGACCUGUCCCUGAUCAAGGUGAUCGAUGUGGGCCGGCGGUUCUUGGUGAACAGAGUUCAGGACCACAUCCAGAGCCGAAUCGUGUACUACCUGAUGAACAUCCAUGUGCAGCCCCGCACCAUCUACCUGUGCCGGCAUGGCGAGAGCGAGCACAACCUCCAGGGGAAGAUCGGAGGGGACUCAGGCCUGUCCAGCAGGGGCAGGAAGUUUGCCAACGCCCUGAGCAAAUUCGUGGAGGAGCAGAACCUGAAGGACCUCAAGGUAUGGACCAGCCAGCUGAAGAGUACCAUCCAGACGGCAGAAGCUCUCCAGCUUCCCUACGAACAGUGGAAGGCGCUCAACGAAAUCGAUGCUGGUGUCUGUGAGGAGAUGACCUACGAGGAGAUAAAGGACACCUACCCCGAGGAGUACGCUCUGCGUGAGCAGGACAAGUACUACUACCGGUACCCCACCGGGGAGUCCUACCAGGACCUGGUGCAGCGCCUGGAGCCCGUGAUCAUGGAGCUGGAGCGGCAGGAGAACGUGCUGGUCAUCUGCCACCAGGCUGUCCUGCGUUGCCUUUUGGCCUACUUCCUGGACAAGAGCGCAGAGGAGAUGCCUUACCUGAAAUGCCCCCUUCACACCGUCCUGAAACUGACUCCAGUCGCUUAUGGUUGCCGUGUGGAAUCCAUCUACCUGAAUGUGGAGUCAGUGAACACACACCGGGAGAGGUCAGAGGACGCAAAGAAGGGACCUAACCCACUCAUGAGACGCAAUAGUGUCACCCCACUAGCCAGCCCUGAGCCCACCAAAAAGCCUCGCAUCAACAGCUUUGAGGAGCAUGUGGCCUCUACCUCCGCUGCCCUGCCCAACUGCCUGCCCCCGGAGGUGCCCGCACAGCUGCCCGGACAACCCUUGCUAGGGAAAGCCUGUUUACGAACUGUCUGUCACAUUUUCUCAAAGUUUUCUCCUUAUUAACCUUGGAAAGAACAUGAAUGGCUCGCAGAGCAACGUCGACUCCUCCGGGACACACUGAGGCAGACCCGUUGGUUCCGUUCCAUUUCCUUUCCUGCAGCUUAGGUAGGGGCUCUUCCAUCCGCCUGAGGCCAACGGUUCCAAGGACUUCUCCCGGAACGGGACAGGGUGCCACGGAAGAGGGGUCUGCUGGUCAGAGUGAACCCAUGCCCCCCACGGCACUGGGGUGGCCGAGACCCCAGCAUGCCUUUCCUGAGUGUGCGCAGAGUCCAUGCUUCCUCAUCCAGCUGUGGCCACCCCCGCCCCGACCCUCCCCACUGUCCAGUGCUGAGUGGUCUCACUGACUCUCCACAAGGCUGGGUGAGGACAAUGAGCAGUGGAGGAGGUGAGAGAAGGCCCUGAGGAGGGCAUGUCGGAUACCUCUGUGCUGUUUGAUUUUGUUUCACUUUUGUGAGCUUGGCCUGGAGUGUUCCCAGCUGGGGAGGUGAAUUUUAGGAUUCUGCUCCCAGAAUCCUAAAAUUAAAGGGGCCUAGAUCCCAGCUGCUGAAGGUUCAGGGAUGUUGAAAACUCGCACAAGGCUUGUCUGUGCAUCUUGGCCUGGGAUGUUGACUUGGGAAGAAAGGACAUGUGCUGGGAUGGGGCCGGUCAGGACAGCCGGUCUGGAGGUGCAGGCAGAAAGAAGCCCCCGAGCUGGACUUGCUGGUCAGCUAAGCAGUGGCCUUCCGCAUGUCCACACACCUUCCCAGGUCUGUGCUUGGCCUCUGAAGAUGUUGAAGGACCAUCCGACUGUGUCAGCGAGAGGAAACAGCACCAGGGCCUCACCCUCCAGGGGAGCUGUGUGGUCCCUCCACUCUCAGGCCUGGAUCAGAGGCCCCUGAGAGGUGGUUCUCCUGGGGCUGCUUGCUUUUGCGCCUUUUUUUCUGGCAGAACAUGUGACCCGAAAGUCACAUCUUCUCUUCAGAACUUAGAUGAUUGGGUUUUGUGCCCUGGGGGCUGGAGCUGUGAAAGAAUGUGGGGAAUUGGGCCAUGCCCACAAGAUGAGGAGCUCAAAAGGAUUCCAGGGGUGCUGGCUGGAGCCUGCGCUCAGAUCGGUGGGAGACGACCCUGGGAGACAGCGUGCAGGAGAGCGAGGAUCCUGGGAGAUAGCGUGGAGGAGCACGAAGAUCCGGCCUCCUUUCUUCAGGACAUCCUUCACCCCCCUUAUUUGCCAGAUGGGGACAGUGGCCCUCACUCUAGGCCACUUCCUCUAAGAGGCUGUUGGUGGCGUCCUCAGACUGAGCUGCCAUACACUUUCGCAGAGUGCCUGCUGUGUGCCUGGCAUGGUGUUGGGUUCCUUGGGGAAUGUGGUCUCCAUUCAAAGCAGGGGUUUGGGGACAUGUGAUGAUGCUCAGCACCUGCAGUUUCUACCUGCUGGUUUUUCCUUGUUGCCUCCAGGUCCUGGGGGAGGAAGGGGGUGUCCUGAGGCCCAGGAGAAACAAUUUGGAGAUUCAGCAUUUGUCCAAAUAACCCUUUGAGAAUCCUUCUAAAAGCUGGUGCCAAAGGUCUCUUUCCUCUCCACCCUCUGCUUUUAAGCCUUGCAUCCUCACCCCUCUCAGCCCACAAAACAGCUGAGGGUGGGGGUGGGCAGGCUUGGACAGCCGGAGCUGGAAGUGGAGAGAACAGCUAUUUUUGUUUUUGCGAUGUUUGAGAGGAGCUCCUGGAGAAUGUACAUUUCUGUGGUUGGGAUUACAUGGGAAAUGGAACACACUUCAGAAACCCUACAAUCAAAUUUGAGGUUUUCACACCAAAUCACUCACACCCUGUCCCCCCCUUGGCAGUCUGCCAGAGAGGAGGUCUGUAUGUACAUUCUGUGCCACCGAAGACUUGGGUUAUUUUCCCUGUUUCCUGCUGUCUUGAGUCUAGUGGAUUCAAGUGUAUGUGUGUAGGUUGGUCAUAUAUUUAGACGCAGGGGCCUGCAGUUCUGCUCUUGAGGGUGACUUGAUUGUGUCCCACCUUCUGGACCUCUCUCAGGGUGUCAGCGCUAACUCCUAUUCUUGACUCUCAGCAGACGAUUUGAGUGGGGCUGUGUGAAGGUGCUUCCCUUGCCUCUGGCAGCCUGAUGUCAGCACAGACUUACAUGGGGCCUUGCCUGCCACAGGACGUGGUUUGCAAGAGCUGAGGUGGGGAGGCAGACAUAAAUGGAUGGGGAGGGGGACCUCGGAGAGAGCAGGAGGCUGCUGAGGUGAAAGCCGGUGACCUGCCCCAAGGGGGCGUCGCAUGGAGCUGCAGUCAUGGACCAGUGUUUUGCCUCUCACCCUCUGCCCCCUGAAAAAUAACUGGGACCAAUGUUUUUAACUUUGCAUAUUUGUUUUGGGGUAGGUAUACCCCCUCUCUCCUUUUUCUGUCCUGAGACCGUGGAUGAAACUCUUCAUUUAGGGGGAGGAGAAAAACUGUUUGAACCACACCAAUGAUGAUUUCGUUUGUAAUACUUGAAAUUUAUUUUUUUAUUAUUUUGAUAGCAUAUGUGCUAUUUAUUUAUUUAAUGUGUAUAGGGGAGCCUGAAAACAGAAAGCUUUUUAGAUUAGGUUUAUUGUUCCUUGGUUGGCUUGGGGCCUUCUGUGUGUGACCUACAACUUCUCUGCAUUCUGUAUAUCUGGAUUAAUUACCUGGGACGAAGCUGUGCCAGCUUUCAAACAGGAGCUGCCUUUCAGAAAUUUGUAUAUUUUGCAGUUGCCAGAACAAUAAAAUACCUGAUUGAAAUACA
Molecule: messenger RNA, 4709 nt
Organism: Phyllostomus hastatus (greater spear-nosed bat)
Lineage: Eukaryota; Metazoa; Chordata; Mammalia; Chiroptera; Phyllostomidae
Gene: PFKFB3
Product: 6-phosphofructo-2-kinase/fructose-2,6-biphosphatase 3
Exons: 17
Coding region: 389-1969 (526 amino acids)
Biological process (GO): fructose metabolic process; fructose 2,6-bisphosphate metabolic process
Cellular component (GO): cytosol
Molecular function (GO): ATP binding; fructose-2,6-bisphosphate 2-phosphatase activity; 6-phosphofructo-2-kinase activity
Source: RefSeq, a predicted model, not a curated record